Molecule: messenger RNA, 1871 nt
Organism: Misgurnus anguillicaudatus (oriental weatherfish)
Lineage: Eukaryota; Metazoa; Chordata; Actinopteri; Cypriniformes; Cobitidae
Source: RefSeq, a predicted model, not a curated record
UGGCUUCAGGUAACAAAAUGAUCGUUGAAACACGCGGAUUAUACGUUCAAAGGGAGAGACCAUGUUUAAAGAUGUUGUUUACUGGCCUGUGCCUUGGACUUACAGGAUUUCUGGUUCUAUGGGCUUACGUGGGAAGUAAAGAAGAGAAACGUCCUCCAACCAGCUUUUUGUCACAACACUUUGCAAAACUUUACAAUUCCAGAAACUUCUCCACCUCUCCUGCAGAUGUUCAGCUAGAAAUCAGUUCAGAAGACUCAGAGUCAAGUUCAAGUUCAUUUUACUCUGAAUUUGGAAUCAGUUCAGAAAGUUACUCCAGUUUACAGCAGACUCUUUACUGGGCUGGACCAGACAGAUCAAUCACAAAUGUGUCUAUGAGUACAAGUCCAGAUCACUCCACUUUCAUCUUUCAGAACCUGAAAGACAGCUACCAAAUAGGGGAGGAGCUUUUUGUUACUAUCCAUGCCAGGGACUUUAAUAAUGAAUCUAAACGUUAUGGAGGGGAUUUCUUUCAAGCAAAGCUUUUCUCAUCCAAAAGUCCCAAAAAGGCCAGUGUGUUUGGGGAGGUGAUGGAUUUACUCAACGGUUCCUACUCUGUGCAUUUUCUUCUGCCGUGGGUUGGAGAGGCACAGGUGGCUGUGCGUCUGAUCCACUCCAGUGAAGCCGUGCAGGUCCUCAAGCAUCACAGAGCCACUGAUUCUGACAGAGUUUUCUUUAAUGGAUAUUUUGAAGGACCAGGACCAAAUGGGACCAGGCUGACAGAAACAGUGAAGUGUAAUGUGAAGUGGGACAAGAAUGGACUGGAGAGGAUGGGGACUGGAGAUUGUUGCUGUGAUUACAAAGAUUCUCACAGUGGAGAAGAAUGGCGCUGUCAGAGACCCAAAUCCUUGCCAUGCAGUGCUCGCGUAUAUCACUCUAUGGGCGGGUAUAACAAAUGUCUGACUGCGAAAGAAGCAAUGUUUAUCACCCGUCCUUUUACUACCCAAACAACAACACAGUGUUUAAAAGACAAACACAUCUACAUGAUGGGAGACUCGACCAUGAGACAGUGGUUUGAGUUCUUGCUGAAAAGGGUACCAACCUUGAAGCAGAUGAACCUGCAUGUUGAAUAUCAUGCAGGGCCUCUUAUAGCAGUGGAUGUGGAUAACAACAUUGACUUACACUGGAGGUCUCAUGGGCUUCCUCUGCGCUCUCGGAAAACUGAAGUUUCUAAUCUGCACUACGUCAGUAAUGAGAUUGAUGAACUGACUGGAGGAUCUCACACAGUUAUUGUCUUUAAUCUGGGACCACACUUCACAACAUUUCCUCUGGAUUUCUUCACCCACAGAGUGUUGAGGAUCCGCAAAGCAGUGCUAGAUUUGUUACAACGGGCACCAGACACUACCGUUAUAAUCAAGACCGUAAACACCGGCUAUAAGGAUGUGUUCGGCAGUGACUGGUUUUCUUUGCAGUUAGACAGAAUCCUACGGUGGGCUUUUCAGGAUGUCAGUGUUUAUAUUUUGGAUGUUUGGCAAAUGACAGCCUGUCACUACAACAAAGAGAACAUUCAUCCAGCUCCUGUCAUCAUAAAAAAUGAAAUAGACAUAUUUCUUUCUUUUAUUUGCCCUGAAUGAUUUUGUCAGGAGGUAAAAGCAACAUAUUUUUUUUCAUUUAGAUUCAAUUUGUAAAACAUGGUAAUAUACUAUAGGGUUUUUUUACAAUAUAAGAAAUCAUGGCAGAAACUGCUGAGGGUUGGCAAAUAAAUUAUGUACUGUAGAACAAAAUCUGACACAAAGGAACUAAAAAAGCGUUUCUUUUCAUUAGUUGCACACUUGCUCAUUGCUGUUACUUUACAGGUUAAUUUAUAUAACUCAAUAUGUACAUCACAUAACAAC